UACCGGAGUGACUUUUCCUUGGCCAUCUCAACGACCAGCAUUCUCACAAAUCGCGACAAUAUGAGUCAAAGAGCGGGAGCGAAGGAGUAUAACUUCGUCACAUUUGCUACCCCCGAUGAGAUGAAAAGCACCAGAGCUCGCCACUUGGUGUCUUCGCAUGUGUCACGAUUGUGGCGAAGGAAAACACAGCCGUUAACGAUCCAGCCGAGGACUCCCCUCCGCACCCCUACUUCUUGGACCAAUACAUCACAACAAAUGCAGAAGAUUCGGUCAGGAAGCCCACGAGUCGGCCAUUCAGACGAGGCGGCGAAUGAUUUCGGAUUCAGGAUCCCCGAAAAAAUCCCGGAUCAGGUCUCAAAUAGCCUCCCUCUGUUGCAGUUUCUCCAAGUAUACCCGCUGUUUACUUGUCCAGUGGAAGUAAUGCUGGACGGCGCCACACCAUACGCAGCAAGGUUCUUAGCCAAUGUUGAUGUCAAGGACGUGUAUCCAGCUAUUAUAUCUAUGAGUCUCACGUGGUUCUGGACCCAGUUUCCCACCCAGUAUCUACUAAACAGCGCUCGUUACUACCGCUCACAAGCGAUUUCGACACUCAGACAAAGAAUGACUCAGGAUAACGUGCGGGAAGAUGUUGUGCUCACGGUGAUUUGUCUCCUGCAAACUGAUGCGUUGAUGGGUGAUACGAAAGCUCUUAUGAUCCAUCGAAAGGGUCUUGAGGCAGUCCUACAAGGCAAUGGUAGCCAAAACCAGUCGGAUAAAUACCUGAAGGCUAUCAAAGAGAAGUAUGUCCGACUUCGAGCCAUUCUCAAAGAACGUCUUUUGACCUGUUAA
Cladophialophora immunda is the source of this 828-nucleotide messenger RNA. RefSeq lists its product as uncharacterized. NCBI's taxonomy places the organism in Eukaryota, Fungi, Ascomycota, Eurotiomycetes, Chaetothyriales, Herpotrichiellaceae. The record is from RefSeq and is a predicted model, not a curated record. Bases 61 to 828 code for a protein of 255 amino acids. The transcript has 3 exons.